AUGGCCGAAGAAUCCCGUCCCGUCGCAAAGACGAGUGGCGGAAACAAUGCCUUUCACAACUUCCACAACGACUUUGCUCACAUCGCCGACCCUAAUGAACGACGCCGUCUCGCCCUCGCAGAGAUUGACAAGGCUCCCUUUGGCUGGUAUCAUGUUCGAGCAUGUAUAGUGGCAGGUGUUGGUUUCUUUACUGACUCUUAUGAUAUCUUUUGCGUCUCCAUGUUGACCAUAAUGUUGGGUAUUGUUUAUUAUCCUGGCAAGGGCAAGUUGCCUACGAGCUCUGAUAAUGCCAUCAAGCUGUCAACUUCCGCUGGUACAGUUUUGGGUCAGUUGGGUUUUGGUAUGAUGGCCGAUAUUGUCGGCAGAAAGCGGAUGUAUGGUCUCGAGUUGAUCGUCAUCAUCUUUGCUACACUUGCCCAGGCUUUGACGGCUGGGUCUCCUUCCACCUCUCUUGUUGGACUUAUCAUCUUCUGGCGUGUCAUCAUGGGUGUUGGCAUCGGCGGUGACUACCCUCUAUCUUCCAUCAUUACUUCUGAGUUCGCUACUACCAAGUGGCGAGGAGCUAUGAUGGCUGCCGUCUUUGCUAUGCAAGGCAUUGGUCAACUUGUCGCAGCUCUAGUCAUGAUGUUCCUCACCCUUGGCUUCAAGUCCUCUCUCGAGGGAGCUGCCGAUACAAAGAGCUGCACUGGUGAUUGCCAAGUUGCUGUUGACAAGAUGUGGCGAACACUUGUCGGCUUUGGAGCUGUUCCCGCUUGCAUUGCCCUAUACUACCGUCUCACCAUCCCUGAGACUCCUCGCUACACCUUCGACGUCGCUCGUGACGUUGAGCAAGCCGAUGAGGAUGUCAAGGCUUACAUGAAUGGCAAACGUGAAGGCAACACUGAUGAAGUCUCGCGUGCUCAGAACCUUCAAACCGCCAAGAACAACCUCGAAGUCCCCAAGGCCAGCUGGAGGGACUUCUGCUCUCAUUACAGCCAGUGGAAAAAUGCCUCUCUUCUCCUUGGAACUGCUGGUUCAUGGUUCUGUCUUGACGUUGCGUUCUAUGGUCUCUCUUUGAAUAACGGAACUAUUCUCAAGGUCAUUGGAUACUCUACCAAGGAUGCUACAAAUGUUUAUGAGUUCCUCUACAACACAGCUGUCGGAAAUAUCAUUAUUGUAUUGGCAGGAGCUGUUCCGGGUUACUGGGUUUCUGUGGCAACUAUUGAUACUCUUGGCCGAAAGACGAUUCAGCUUGGUGGAUUUAUCAUCUUGACUAUUCUCUUCAUUGUCAUGGGUUUCGCUUACAACCACAUCCCCUCCAACGGGCUGCUGGCAAUUUAUGUUCUUGCUCAGUUCUUUUUCAACUUUGGUCCCAACACCACCACUUUCAUCGUUCCCGGCGAAGUAUUCCCUACUCGAUACCGUUCAACCUCUCACGGUAUCUCGGCUGCCAGUGGUAAAGUUGGUUCCAUCAUCGGCCAAGGUGCUAUCUCCAUUCUCAGAACCCACGGAGCCACAGACAAAAACGAGGCCCCUUGGAUGGACCAUGUUCUCGAGAUUUACGCUCUUUUCAUGCUUCUUGGAAUCUUGACUACUCUGCUGAUUCCAGAGACUGCUCGCAAGACUCUUGAGGAGCUCUCAGGUGAGGAUGACUACGCCAACAAUGAUCGUGCCUUGGAGUCCGACACUCAUGUUGGUCAGGAUAAGCCUGGACGAACCAGCGUUUGGGAGGGUGUCACUUGGUUGUGUGGGUGA
Molecule: messenger RNA, 1734 nt
Organism: Fusarium poae
Lineage: Eukaryota; Fungi; Ascomycota; Sordariomycetes; Hypocreales; Nectriaceae
Gene: PHO5
Product: acid phosphatase pho5
Exons: 4
Coding region: 1-1734 (577 amino acids)
Biological process (GO): transmembrane transport; phosphate ion transport
Cellular component (GO): membrane
Molecular function (GO): phosphate transmembrane transporter activity
Source: RefSeq, a predicted model, not a curated record